Messenger RNA from Arabidopsis arenosa, 823 nucleotides. The record is from the annotation of a GenBank genome assembly. Lineage: Eukaryota; Viridiplantae; Streptophyta; Magnoliopsida; Brassicales; Brassicaceae.
CUUCCUCAGUCGCAUCACCACCAUGUCAGAGCGCGACCGCCACGAACGAGGGAGGGAUAGGGACCGUGAACGCGACCGUGAUAGACGCCGAGGUAGAGACGACCGUGACCGAGACCGGGAAAGAGAUAGAGAGCGCGACCGUGACCGAGGGCUAAGAAGCAAGAAAUCCCGAUCUCGUACUCCAGACCACCACGCUCGUGCUCGCCACGUGCGUUCUCCGGAGAGAUAUCGGUCUCGUUCCCGCUCGAUUGACCGUGACCGGGACCGUCAACGACACCACAGGCGCAGGACUCCUUCCCCAGAUGCGUCGUCGCGAAAACGGCCUCGCCAGGGUUCAGCAGACGAUGAGAAAGAAAGGAAUCGCAAACGAAGUGUAUCUGAUUUCGUUGACGAGAUUGCGAAAGAGCCUACUACUACUACAAAGAAGAAGGAUAAACAACCAAGCGAUGCUGCUGAUAAUGACGGAGGCGAAGCUGAAGAAGGAAUGGAUGUGAAUGAGGUUGAGAUGAUGAAGAUGUUAGGGAUUCCUACUGGAUUUGAUUCCACCAAAGGUAAACCAGUUGCUGGUGCUGAUGUUAGUGGGAUUAGAGCUGUGACCAAGCGUCAGCCAAGACAGUACAUGAACCGUCGCGGUGGAUUUAACCGUCCUUUGCCUGCUGAGCGUAAUCGCUAGUCUUCUCAAGGUCCUUGUCACGCUGUCUUAAACACUAGUCAAAAAGAUGAGGGUUCGAGCUGCAUUUCCCAGGUAGUAGUUACUAGUUUCUGCAAUUCUUCCCCAGACUCUGUUCUGAUGUCCUUUAGAGAACAAACAUGUACUCUCCAA